Messenger RNA from Lymnaea stagnalis (great pond snail), 165 nucleotides. The record is from the annotation of a GenBank genome assembly. NCBI's taxonomy places the organism in Eukaryota, Metazoa, Mollusca, Gastropoda, Lymnaeidae.
UGUCAACAGGCGUUGGCUUUAAAGAUGGACGAAGUUAUAAAUACGGCCGAAUGGGAGGCGGAGUGGCUGAGUUUGGACAAAGAUCAGCUGAUUGAGAUGUUGAACUCAUCCUGCCUGGUGGUCAAAGAUGAAUUUGAUCUUUGGAUGGCUGUGGUCAAGUGGCUA